This is a messenger RNA of Dipodomys ordii (Ord's kangaroo rat), 1923 nucleotides long. It is a transcript of the gene Pmel, whose product is annotated as premelanosome protein. NCBI's taxonomy places the organism in Eukaryota, Metazoa, Chordata, Mammalia, Rodentia, Heteromyidae. Gene Ontology annotation, cellular component: melanosome. Gene Ontology annotation, biological process: melanosome organization. The transcript has 11 exons. The record is from RefSeq and is a predicted model, not a curated record. Bases 1 to 1923 code for a protein of 640 amino acids.
AUGGUGCUGGGAAGGUACCUUCUCCAUUUGUCUGUACUGAGUGCUCUGCUGGCUGCGGGGGCCACAGAAGGAUCCAGAAACCAUGAUUGGCUUGGUGUCUCAAGGCAACAGAAACCUACCGCCUGGAACCGGCAGCUGUAUCCACAGUGGACAGGAGUUCAGAGACCUGACUGCUGGAGAGGUGGCCAGGUGAAUCUGAAGAUUAGUAAUGAUGGACCUACACUGAUUGGAGCAAAUGCAUCCUUCUCUAUUGCCUUGAAUUUCCCUGAAAGCCAAAAGGUACUGCCAGAUGGACAGGUUAUCUGGGCCAACACCACCAUCAUCAAUGGGAGCCAAGUCUGGGAAGGACAGCCAGUGUAUCCCCAGGAACCAGAUGGAGCCUGUAUCUUCCCUGAUGGCAGACCCUGCCCAUCUGGACUUUGGUCUCACAGAAGACGUUUUGUUUAUGUCUGGAAGACCUGGGGUCAAUACUGGCAAGUUCUGGGGGGACCAGUGUCCAGACUGAGCAUUGGGACAGAACAGGCAAUACUGGGUACGCACACCAUGGAAGUGACUGUCUACCACCGUCGGGGGUCCCAGAGCUAUGUCCCCCUUGCUCACUCCAGCUCAGCCUUCACCAUAACUGAUCAGGUGCCUUUCUCAGUGAGUGUGUCCCAGCUGCAGGCCUUGGAUGGAGAAAAUAAGCACUUCCUGAAAAACCAACCUCUGAUCUUUGCCCUUCGGCUUCAUGACCCCAGUGGUUAUUUGACUGGGGCUGACCUCUCUUACACUUGGGACUUUGGAGAUAGUACUGGGACCCUGAUCUCUCGGGAGCAAAUGGUCACUCACACUUACGUGGAGUCAGGCCCAAUCACUGCCCAGGUGGUGCUACAGGCUACUAUUCCUCUUCCUUCCUGUGGCUCCUCCCCAGUUCCAGGUACCACAGAUGGAGGUUUACCAACUGCAGAGGCCUCUGGUACCACAGCUGGGCAAAGGCCCACUACAGACGUUGUUAGUACUACACCUAGUCAAGUGCUAACUACAGAGCUCUCUGGAACCACAGUCAUGCAGGUGCCAACCACAGGGAUCAUAAAUACUACACCAGAGCAAGUGCCAACCUCAGAGGCCAUAAAUACCACACUCACAAACAUGUCAACUGCAAACAUGUCACCUGCAGAGCCCUCUGGAGCCACAGUGGCACCCAUAACCACCACAGAAUUGGUGGUGACCACACCUGGAAAGUUAACCACUCUUGAACCUGAAGGUCUAGUUGCCAGCUCAUUUGUGCCUGCAGAAAGUAUCACAGAGUCCCCGAGUCCCCUGCUGGAUGGCACAGACACAUUAACGUUGGUGAAGAGACAAGUACCCCUGGACUGUGUCCUGUAUCGAUAUGGUUCUUUUUCCCUUAAUCUGGACAUUGUCCAGGGCAUUGAAAAUGCUGAGAUCCUGCAAGCUAUUCCAUCCAGUGAUGGGGAUGCAUUUGAACUGACUGUGUCCUGCCAAGGCGGGCUGCCCAAAGAAGCCUGUAUGGAUAUUUCAUCACCAGGAUGUCAGCCCCCUGCCCAGCGACUGUGCCAGUCUGUGCCACCAAGCCCAGCCUGCCAGCUGGUUCUGCACCAAGCACUGACCGGUGGCUCAGGAACCUACUGCCUCAAUGUGUCUCUAGCUGAUGCCAAUAGCCUGGCAGUGGCCAGCACUCAGCUUAUCAUACCUAGUCAAGAAGCAGGCCUUGGCCAGGCUCCCCUGAUUAUGAGCAUCUUACUGGUGUUGAUGGCUGUGGUGCUUGCAUCUCUAAUAUAUAGGCGCAGACUGAUGAAGCAGGGCUCUGUUCUCCCCAUUUCCCAGCUGCCACACAAUGGUAUCCACUGGCUACGUCUGCCCCAGGUCUUCCGCACUUGCCCUGUGGGUGAGAACAGCCCCCUCCUCAGUGGGCAGCAGGUCUGA